GCCCCGCUUAAAGAUGGAGGCUUCUGCAGAUGAGGACGACACUAACACUAACACUAACACGCCCAUGAAUCCUUUCAGCCUUCAUUUUGGGCACCAUCAAAACGUCGUCGUUUCUCAAAAUGACGAUUUUAGCCCUGUCGUCAUGCCUCUGCCUCUCAAAUCCGAUACUUCCCUUUGUCUCAUGGAGGCUCUCUCCACAUCUCAUUCUCAAGUUCCUUCUCCAAAACUGGAAAACUUCCUAGGCGGCACAGCAACGACGACAAUGGCGGCUCAUUCUCAUCAUCAUCAUCAUCAGCGGGACCCACACCCACCAAUGUUCCUAAGCCUCGAUUACAACAACAAUAAUAAUAAUAAUUACGGAUAUAAUUACAAUUAUUACGGCCUUAAUUACGGGCAAAUCCUCCACGAGUUCCCCUGCCCCAAGCCGUGGAUGAUCGAGCCCGACCACGACUUCGACCCACAGUUCGCCAGCCCGGCUGUGGUCCAGAACAAGGCCCAAAACGAGGUGGGCCAAGGCCCACUUUCGUCCCUGAGCCUGUCCAUGAGCCCGGGCUCGCAGUCCAGCUGCGUCACUAACAACAAGCCCACUAAUGUCGGUGAGUGUACUGUUGUGAAAAACGUUAGUGGUGCGAAGAAAAGAGGGUUGAUGGGGCAGAGGCAAACUGUUCAUAGGAAAUCUAUUGAUACAUUUGGGCAGAGGACUUCUCAGUAUAGGGGUGUCACAAGGCAUAGGUGGACAGGUAGAUAUGAAGCUCAUUUAUGGGAUAAUAGUUCAAAGAAAGAGGGGCAGACUAGGAAAGGAAGACAAGGAGGAUAUGAUAUGGAAGACAAAGCUGCUAGAGCUUAUGAUCUUGCUGCUCUUAAAUAUUGGGGCCCAUCAACCCAUAUUAAUUUUCCGUUGGAAAACUAUCAUCAAGAACUUGAGGAGAUGAAGAGCAUGAAUCGACAAGAAUACGUUGCUCACUUGAGAAGGAGGAGUAGUGGAUUUUCAAGAGGUGCCUCAAUGUAUAGAGGUGUCACAAGGCACCAUCAGCAUGGAAGGUGGCAAGCGAGGAUCGGCCGAGUUGCCGGGAAUAAGGACCUCUACCUCGGAACUUUCAGCACGCAAGAGGAAGCAGCGGAGGCCUACGACAUAGCGGCCAUCAAAUUCCGGGGCCCAAACGCUGUUACAAAUUUCAACAUGUCUCGGUAUGACGUGGACAAGAUCAUGACGAGCAAUGCUCUGCCAGCUGGCGAGAUGGCCCGACGCAAGGACGAGAGUGAGCCCAUAAUAGUAACUUCCGAAAAUGUCGAGUCCUCACCAAAGCAGCCUAGCCCAAAAACCCUAACAACCCUAACUGACGACUUUCAGAGCCAAAUGGGCCGACACCUCUCGGACCCAUCAUCCCUGGUGACGAGCCUCAGCAGCUCGAGGGAAGCCAGUCCAGACCACAACUUGCCCGUGUUUGCGUCGUGGAGCGAUGUUGCGCUCGUGUGACGUGAUUUUAUUUCGAGCUCGAUCCUUUAUAUUUUUCCUUUUUUUUUGUAGUUUUUAAAUGAUGAAAUUAAAUGUAGGUCUUUUCUCUUCUAAGUUAUAAUCAACUUGUUGUUAUGUAUGAGUAAACCCUUAAUUAGUUCAUUUGGGAAUAUGGACAAACACUUGAUUAAAAAGGACAUUUGGUUCAAUAUUGGGAUCACAGGCUUUUUGGCAAAAAACAUUGAGGGGUCCUUGUCAUGAUUGAUUCUUUGCACAUAAUUGGAUAUGCUUUUGCUUUCUUUUAUGUAUAUAUAUAUAUAGUU
Molecule: messenger RNA, 1779 nt
Organism: Striga asiatica
Lineage: Eukaryota; Viridiplantae; Streptophyta; Magnoliopsida; Lamiales; Orobanchaceae
Source: the annotation of a GenBank genome assembly